Caenorhabditis remanei is the source of this 405-nucleotide messenger RNA. RefSeq lists its product as uncharacterized. The record is from RefSeq and is a predicted model, not a curated record. Bases 1 to 405 code for a protein of 134 amino acids. The transcript is spliced from 6 exons. Lineage: Eukaryota; Metazoa; Nematoda; Chromadorea; Rhabditida; Rhabditidae.
AUGCGCAAUUUGGUGGAGCUCGGCUCCCCGAAUAGCGUCUAUUACACAGUAUUCUGUUGCUCUCAUGUCAUUAUUGCAUUCUUCAUUUUCAUGAUUCUAGAUCUAACCCUCACUCUAUUCUCCCUAUUUUUCGAACUUUUUGUGAUUUUUUACCGUGAUGUCCCUGAUCAGAUAUGGGCGAUUUUUCACGGGGCCUCACUGAUUACAAUGGUUUCUGGAUUUUUUGCGAUUUGUGACAACCCCACAGCUAUCAUAUUUUUCGGUUGUCGAGUUUCGUUGAUUUUGGCGGUGACUAUUGCUAGAUUUAUUGGCUAUCACGAUGUUGAUGAGGAUUUACGUCUGGAAGUGAGGAGAAAAUACGAGGAAUUCGAGGCGUCUAUUGAUGCAGCACCGAAGGAAGAUUGA